Molecule: messenger RNA, 1294 nt
Organism: Oryza sativa Japonica Group (Japanese rice)
Lineage: Eukaryota; Viridiplantae; Streptophyta; Magnoliopsida; Poales; Poaceae
Product: probable galacturonosyltransferase-like 1
Cellular component (GO): Golgi apparatus
Molecular function (GO): glycosyltransferase activity
Source: RefSeq, a predicted model, not a curated record
CUCUCAGUCUCUCACACGCAAACGCGAACACGCGAGGACAUGGACGACAUGGCCAAGCUAGCUCAGAUGCCGCGCGCUCCUCUGCUCGUCCUGCUGCUGAUGCUGGGGGUCGGCGCGGCGGUGGCCGUGCCGGAGUACAGGGAGGCGCCGCACUUCACCAACUCGGCGGCGGCGCGGUGCCCGCCGCCGCUGCCGGCGACGGACGCGGACGCGGCGUGCUCGCCGCACGCGGCGGUGCACGUGGCCAUGACGCUGGACGCGCCGUACCUGAGGGGCACCAUGGCCGCGGUGCUCUCCGUCCUCCGCCACGCCUCCUGCCCGGAGUCCGUCCACUUCCACUUCCUCGCCUCCUCCUCCUCGUCGCCGGAGGCGGCGGCGGCGGUGCGGGAGCUGAGGGACACCGUGCGGGCGUCGUUCCCGUCGCUGGCGUUCCGGGUGUACCCGUUCGACGAGUCCCGCGUCGCGGGGCUCAUCUCCACCUCCAUCCGCGGCGCGCUCGACCGCCCGCUCAACUACGCCCGCUCCUACCUCGCCACCACGCUCCCCGCCUGCGUCCGCCGCGUCGUCUACCUCGACUCCGACGUCGUGGUCACCGACGACAUCGCGGCGCUCGCCGCGACGCCGCUCCCGGGGGAGGCGGCCGUGGCGGCGCCCGAGUACUGCGGCGCCAACUUCACGGCCUACUUCACGCCGGGGUUCUGGGCGUCGCGGGCGCUGUCGGAGGCGGCGUUCGCGGGGCGGCGCGCGUGCUACUUCAACACGGGGGUGAUGGUGCUCGACCUGCCCCGGUGGCGGCGCGCGGGGUACACGGCGCAGAUCGAGGAGUGGAUGGAGCUGCAGAGACGGGUGCGCAUCUACGAGCUGGGCUCGCUGCCGCCGUUCCUCCUCGUGUUCGCCGGCCGCAUCGCCGCCGUCGACCACCGCUGGAACCAGCACGGCCUCGGCGGCGACAACUACCGGGGGCUCUGCCGCGGCCUGCACGCCGGCGCCGUCAGCCUCCUGCACUGGAGCGGCAAGGGGAAGCCAUGGGACAGGCUCGACGCCGGCAAGCCGUGCCCGCUCGACGCCGUCUGGGCCAAGUACGACCUGCUCCGGCCGGCGGCGGCGAUCGAGACCUCGUGAGAUCGACUGAGCUGCUCGCCUUUUUUUUGUUUUUUUAGAAGAAGAAAGAAUGUGUUGGUUCUUUGGUUGUUCAUAGAUCAUCAGAGAUGUUUAUGCCAAGUGUAAAUAUUGUUUAGAGGAAUGAACAGUGAUGAUGCCAACUUUUUUGAUCUAAAGUUUCGAGUUUUUAUUA